Molecule: messenger RNA, 2785 nt
Organism: Betta splendens (Siamese fighting fish)
Lineage: Eukaryota; Metazoa; Chordata; Actinopteri; Anabantiformes; Osphronemidae
Gene: dlgap5
Product: discs, large (Drosophila) homolog-associated protein 5
Exons: 19
Coding region: 163-2688 (841 amino acids)
Biological process (GO): kinetochore assembly; regulation of mitotic cell cycle; chromosome segregation
Cellular component (GO): nucleus; cytoplasm; spindle pole centrosome
Molecular function (GO): microtubule binding
Source: RefSeq, a predicted model, not a curated record
AGACUUUUGACUAAUCAGCGGAAACAUCCGGUAAAUUCAAAACGUGACCCGCCCAGCCUGUUGUUUUUUUCUGUCUAGGCUGCCAGCGCUCGUUAUUUUAGUGGAGUUUUUAAUAGGACUAAAAAAAUUGAUUUUGUAUACAUUACUUAAGAGCGAGUUGCCAUGGAAUCUCAGUUUGCUCACCUUCGCCAGCGGGACACCAGUGUGCCUAUGCUGAGGGUGAAAAUGUCCCGGAGAAGGUCUCAGUCCCAGAAGGAGAAUCGAGAGCGGGUCGUGAACACAAGGAGGCGGCUGGACAAGCUGCCAGAACUCGAUACCUCCGUUGCUGUGGCCAAUAUGUCUGUUAUUCAGGAGAAGCCACAGAACACAAAGCCUGCUAAAAAUGUUGCAGGAGAAGACAGGUUAAAACAGCUUGAGCGCUGGAAAGAGCGUAAGGCUCUUGAGAAGCAAAAGAAAGAAAGAGAGCGAAAAGGUGUAUUUAAGACAGGACUGUAUCAUCCAAAAGACAGCAUUGCCCUCGUCACACUCCCAGCUGCCCCCCAAAAAACUAAUGAGACAAAAGUGAACAUGAUUCCAUUCCAGAAUAUCAGAGUAACUCGUUCAAUGAAACAGCAUCCCCAAGUGGAAAAAACACAAGUUGUAAAUUCUGUGUCAAAGAAAGUUCAACCUCCAGUGGAAAGAUCAACCAGAAGCCGGACUGCUGCUGUCAAAUCUACAGCAACUGUGACCAAAGUCAGUGCAGUUUCACUUGCCAGAUCAACAACCAGGCCCAGUGUUAAAGCAGUUCCAGUGGUAACAGACAAACCUAAAGAAAAGGCUGCAGUAAAUGUAAAAACUACAAAGAGCAGAGUAGUCAAGCCUCUGGAACCCCCAUCUGGCAGGGACAGGAAUUCUAAAGCAGGUGCUAUCAGUACCACCCAGCCCGCUGGUGUGAAGGAACUCAAACUGAAGGAACUGAACCUACAGGAUCCAGAGAAAACCCCUCAUGCUCCCAAUCUGGUAUCCUCUACCGAGAAGGAACGCAUGGUGGUGGGCCACGCUUCCACAGACUGUCUACUUUCUGGGGACUCUGAAACAGCAAACUCAUUUGCCCCAGAAGGUUUUGUCUUCCAGGCCCCUGCUGGAUUGUCAUCUUUCAAGUUUGAGCCUCUUACUCCCCGCUCAGCAGAUUCCUUCCUUUCACCAAGCUUCAAUCUGCCUCCAGUACUUACAUUUAAUGCUGAGCUGCCCACUCCUCCUAAAUCCCCUGCCCACUUGUCUCCAUGUACAUCACACUCGGUGGCUCCUGCAUCUCCAGGCAGCCCGCUUGAAUCAAAGCAUGAUGUACCAUACUUUAGAGGGGUAAUUGCCAGUGAGACCGACAGACUGACAGUGUUGUGUGGUCAGUGGGAAUCUAAAGUGGAGGAUGAGUUAAUCCCAGAAGAAAUGAGAGACCGCAUGCGUACAGCUGUUGGCCAGGCAAGGCUUUUGAUGAAAGAACGAUUCAACCAGUUCAGUGGUCUGGUAGAUGACUGUGAACUGGGUCGAGGGGAGAAGAUCACCACUUGCACUGACCUGCAGGGUUUUUGGGACAUGGUUUAUUACCAGGUAGAGGAUGUCAACAAGAAAUUUGACUCUCUCAAAGAAGCAGAGGGUCGAGAUUGGGUGGAGGAGAACAAGCCCGCACCACGGCAGAGGAAAUUACUGAAGAAACAACCAGCUGCGCCUGCUAAGCCCACAGAAACCAAAGCAGCAGCCAAAUUACGUCUGGCUGCUGUGAAAGCGGCUAUGAAGGCCAAACAACAAGCAAUAGAGGCAGCGAGAGCAGCAAAGGAUGCCAGUAAUGUUGAAGAGAAAGGUUGCCUGAACUCUGAGGAACGACCAAUCCAAACAGAGGCCCAAAUCGCAGACACUGUAACCUUUGAUGGAGGGUUCUUCAAGGUGGAGAGUCCAGCCAAACAGUCAGGUUUGGUUAGGAGAUCCAGCCACCUCAGUGCUACUGUUCUGCUUCAGGCCUCUCCUUCCUCAAGCUCUCUUACUCCUCGAAGGACCACCCGACGGUCCCUUGCACUGGCACAAACUCCUGUUUCAGCAGGUGCCUCCCUUCCUCAGCUUGUCCUCCCUAACCCGCAUCAUUGUCUUACACUGGCCCAGACCCCACUACAAGCAUCCCAGCUUCAGUGUGGCAACCUCAUGGCAAGCCCGUGCCAAAAAGAAAAGGACACUGUAAAUGUCUCUCUCUGUGUCAACCCUGUCACAGAAGUACUUUCAGAUGAAACCCAGCCUGAUAAUAGCGCUGAACAGUCAGACAAUACUGUUUCUGAACUAGGCACGCGCAGCCUUGUCGAUUCACUCCAACCCAUUUCUAAGGCCCCCAUAGAGACCCAGGACUCUGUGUGCUGUACACCCAAUAGCCCACUUGUUGAGGACAUUCCAGGGUUGGACUUUGAGCGCUAUCUCCGACCUUCACAGAGAGGCAGCCUGUCAGGGGCAGUUGCCAUGGAGACCCACUCACCUAUGGCAGUAGAUAUAGAGAUGGAGAGUCCCAGAGCACUGUCUGGAGUGUCUUCAGACUUAACUCUUCAGUCACCACAGGUAUGCCCAGCAGAGUCUGCCCUGCUUCCCUUUACUCCACAUGUGAAGAACCAGAUACGUCAGUCUGUUUGUCCGAGUGACCUCAUGGUGUUUACCCCUCCCUCUAAUAUGUAGUACCAGAAGUUUUAUUUUACAUUUGAAGUUUUGACAUCACUUGGUGGAGGGUAUUUUACAAGAACAUUUGAAUAAAGUUCUAGUUACAAAAAGAAAA